AUGGAAGUCUUAACACCCAACCCAGUCGAAAUCCUUCGGGCAAAGUUGACAGCCAACAUUCCCCAUCCUUCUGGAACACCCAGGUCACCAGUAUCGCCAAAUACUGAAAUGGCUCUUCCUACUCCUCCACCUGAACCUAUCCUUCCAGCUGACAAAGCCACAGUGUAUAUUCCUACCCCGAUUCAUCCUGUAGCGUUACAAUAUGCUCAGGAGAGGUUUGGGAGGGUUAUUCUGUGGUCUGAUAUGAGUCCGGAGGAAGGAUGGAAGUUGGCAGAUGGAGUAGUGAAUAGAGCGAAUAAAGUUACUCGAGAGAUACUUGAAAUAGCAGAAAAAGUAUUAGUCAUCUCUGUCGUUGGAGUCGGUGUAGAUUCUAUCGAUAUUUCAACAUGUAAAGAAAGAAGGGUAGUAGUGACUAAUUGCCCAGGGGUCAACGCACAUUCCGUUGCUGAAUUAACACUAGGUCUUACACUUUCACUCUUACGUAGGAUCUCGGAACUUGAUAGGAAAUUGAAACAAGGUGAAAUAUGUUUAUCGAUCGAUAAUCUUGGACAUUCUUUGAGAGGGAAAAUUGUAGGGAUGGUAGGUAUGGGUUCUACUGCUCGACGAGCUGCAGAGUUGUUUCAUCACGCUUUCUCUUGUCCUAUCCAUAUUUUCUCCCCUACUUCACCACCAACAAAAUGGACGACUCACGAUCCUCUAGGACCUCUUCCACAUACACGUCAUUCAACACUCUCAGACAUUCUCCCCCAAGUAGAUAUAUUAUGUCUUCAUUGUCCUCUCACACCUGAAACCAAAGGUCUUAUCGGUUCAGACCAAUUAGCAAUGAUGAAACAAGGUUCUGUAUUGAUCAACAUGUCUCGUGGAGCUGUAGUUGACGAAUACGCUUUGUGUCAAGCUUUGAAAACUUGUAAAACUUUAUGUGGUGCUGCGAGUGAUGUUUUCGAACAUGAACCUGUGGAAAAAGAUAAGACUCAGGGUUUGUUGGAGUUGAAUAAUUUCGUGGGAACUCCGCAUAUGUGA
This is a messenger RNA of Tremella mesenterica DSM 1558, 1020 nucleotides long. RefSeq lists its product as uncharacterized. The record is from RefSeq and is a predicted model, not a curated record. Gene Ontology annotation, molecular function: glyoxylate reductase (NADPH) activity; hydroxypyruvate reductase [NAD(P)H] activity; NAD binding. Gene Ontology annotation, cellular component: cytosol. The coding region runs from base 1 to 1020 and encodes 339 amino acids. The transcript is spliced from 4 exons. Lineage: Eukaryota; Fungi; Basidiomycota; Tremellomycetes; Tremellales; Tremellaceae.